CUAGCGGGCUGCGGGGCUGCCACCCUCCGUCCGAGCCCAGCCCCAGCCUGUCCGGCGAGGCCUGCCCGGCAUGUCCCCUCCGCGCCCUGUCCUACGAGGGCCAACCUCCGCCGAGAGAAGGGGCCUGGACACUGGAUUAGUCUUCUAUAGAUGAACAGAGAAGAAUAAAUGUAACCUACAGAGAAAUAUUAUUGUGUGUGAACUGGGGACCAUAGGCAAUGGUGUUCGUAAGAAUGAAAGCACCGUUUCCUUGCCAGAUUCCUUAUUCCUGUAUUUCAUGAACCUACGUAAUCUUGGGCAAGAGCCUGUGUUUAACGAUGACACAGCUGUCACCAGUGUAGCAACAACAGUCCAAGGGAAAAAGACGAAUAAGGAAGCACUUACGUUUAUAUUCAACAAGGGAGUCGUCUCAGUCAACAAGUUGUGUUGCAUUAUUUUUCCGAGAUGAACCGAUAUACAACCAUGAGGCAGCUGGGGGACGGCACGUAUGGAAGCGUUCUGAUGGGCAAGAGUAACGAAUCUGGGGAGCUGGUGGCCAUCAAAAGGAUGAAGAGAAAGUUCUAUUCUUGGGAUGAAUGUAUGAACUUGAGAGAAGUUAAGUCUCUGAAGAAGCUUAACCACGCCAACGUGAUCAAACUAAAAGAAGUUAUCAGAGAAAAUGAUCAUCUCUAUUUUAUAUUUGAAUAUAUGAAAGAAAACCUCUAUCAAUUAAUGAAAGACAGAGACAAGCUGUUCCCUGAGUCAGUCAUCAGAAAUAUUAUGUAUCAAAUAUUACAAGGACUGGCAUUCAUCCAUAAACAUGGUUUUUUUCAUAGGGAUAUGAAACCAGAAAACUUGCUUUGUAUGGGCCCAGAACUUGUGAAAAUUGCUGAUUUUGGACUUGCAAGGGAAUUAAGAUCACAGCCACCAUAUACUGAUUAUGUAUCUACCCGAUGGUAUCGCGCUCCUGAAGUUUUAUUAAGAUCUUCAGUUUAUAGCUCUCCCAUUGAUGUAUGGGCUGUAGGGAGUAUAAUGGCCGAACUGUAUACAUUAAGACCACUUUUCCCAGGGACAAGUGAGGUCGAUGAAAUCUUUAAGAUUUGCCAAGUUUUAGGGACUCCCAAAAAAAGUGACUGGCCAGAAGGGUACCAGCUUGCAUCCUCUAUGAAUUUCCGCUUUCCCCAGUGUGUUCCUAUAAACUUAAAAACUCUUAUUCCCAACGCCAGUAGUGAAGCUAUUCAGCUAAUGACUGAAAUGUUAAAUUGGGAUCCAAAGAAGCGACCAACAGCAAGCCAGGCACUGAAACACCCGUAUUUUCAAGUUGGCCAAGUAUUAGGCCCUUCCUCACAUCAUCUGGAAUCAAAACAAUCUUUAAACAGUAAGCAGGUGCAACCACCAGAGCCGAAGCCAUCUUUAGUUGUUCUAGAACCUGAGCCUCUGCCGGACAUAAACGAGCAGACUGUCAGACAGCCGCAGCCGAAAAACAGCCACCAGCCACUGCGGUCCAUCCAGCCGCCACAGAACACGAGUGUCCUUCAAGCGCCAAAGCAGCAGAAACAGCCACAGACGCUAUUUCCGAGCAUCGUCAAAAACAUGCCGGCUAAGCCAAAUGGUACCCUGGGGCACAAAAGUGCUAGGAGGCGCUGGGGUCAGACGGUGUUCAAGUCUGGAGACAGCUGGGAAGAGUAUGAGGAUUACGAUCUUGGAGCCUCCUAUUCCAAGCGGCCGAGCAUGGGUGUAUUCAAAGAAAAGAGGAAAAAAGAUACCCCAUUCCGGCUUCCAGAGUCGGUGCCCUCAGCCUCGCACCACUCGGCAGGGGAAAACAAGAGCUUACCCGCUGCCGUUUCCCAGAAAUCGGAUUCUGAACUGUCGACUGCUUCCACCGCUAAGCAGUACUACUUGAAGCAAUCCAGAUACCUUCCAGGUGUAAAUCCCAAGAAUGUGUCCUUGGUAGCCAGUGGAAAGGAUAUAAACCCAUAUACUUGGAGUAAUCAGUUAUUUCCUAAGUCAUUGGGACCCAUGGGGGCAGAACUUGCUUUCAAAAGGAGUAACGCAGAGGAAAGCAUAAUUAAACCAAUUGAAAAACUAUCAUGUAAUGAAAGUUUUCCUGAAAAAUUAGAGGACCCACAAGGAAGUCUUGGAAGUUAUGCUACUUACAAUCAGUCAGGAUACAUUCCUUCCUUUCUCAAAAAAGAAGUGGGGUCAGCUGGCCAGAGGAUACACUUAGCACCUCUUGGUGCAACAACUACAGAUGUUCCUACAGAUGGUGAUAGGAGGAAAGAAUACACCUGGAACACAAAACCCGGUCGGGGGCAGUUUUCAGGACCCACUUACAAUCCUACGGCCAAGAAUCUUAACAUUGUGAACCGUGUGCAGCCGGUUCCCUCAGUGCAUGGAAGGACAGACUGGGUGGCCAAAUAUGGCGGCCACCGGUAGGAGUCUGGUGCAAAGCCCCACAGCAUUCUCCAUAGAGUCCAUGCAAGUCCCCAGACCCUGGGAAAUGUGUACAGAUGUCUAUUUCUACUGAGUUCUGGAAGCAAUAUGAAGUAGUGGGUACUCUGCAGAGCACAAAUCAUCUCCUACUAUUUUCUUUCUUUCCUAGAAAUGAAAUCCAAUUUCUUAGCAUCAUUUGCCCGCAGCGCUGACACACGUACGGGUAGGACUUUACAAAGUAUUGAAUAAACUAUUUGCCAAAGUAUCAAGUGUUUGAUCUACCAAUUAAUAGUUACUAAGUAUAAGACACUUUUUUAAAAAAGCCUCCAGAAAGUAAGUGUUUAGAAUGUUUUCGUUUUCAUCUGUUAUUUGCCUAAAUUAACUAAUAUUUUGAUUGGCCUCAGAGGUGUUUUUGUUUUGCUUGGUUUUGGGUUUUGUUUUUGUUUUUUUUAAUGGCAACCUCGGUGGUCUGUCAAUCAGAGCUCGUAUUUGGCUAAGGCUCUAUCUUACCAGUUUGGCAAUGGCAGGGAAUGCUGAUUUAUCAUCUGGUUUUCUACUCUGAAAUUAUGGAAGCAGUGGUAAUUCUUGAGCAGGGCAUCUUUCUUCGGAAUAAAUUUAUCUUUAACAUAAAGAUUUCAAAAUUAUGACACCCGAUGUUAGUGGAGAAAGUCUAUUGUUUGACUUUGACCAACACAACUCCUGUGAAUUCGUGGUGACUAUCACCCUCAAUGGCUUAGAUCAACCCAGAUCAACCAAGGUUCUCAUCUUUACAUCAUUAAGAGAGUUCUUGAAACUGUGAUGUUUGCUCAUCACACUUUCAAAAUACCUUGUUUCCAUGUUCCUACCAGACACAAAGAUGAGGUGCGCCAGCUUUCGCCCAAAGCAAACUCUUGCUGCGCUGCAGAUCGCUGACCUGGCUCCGACCUUGAUAUUUACUCUCAAGAGCAAAUGCAAUUCAGUUGCUAUAGCAGUGAUUCACUUAGUACAAUUUUUUUUUCUUAGUUCUGUUUCUAAACUGGUACUUAAAAGAGACAUCUUGAACUUGGGACUAUAUUUAAAUUUGCCAUUUUAUGGACUGAACAUUAAUACUGUAUAUUCUUUUUAAAGAAUAAUGCUGUUAUCAACUGUAAUUUUUAUGUGUUUUUUGACUUUGUAACAAAUGCUAAUGUAAUUGGCAUCAUCUUGUGGACAUUAUCCAAAGACAUCAUAAAAUAAUCGUAAUACGGUAUUUUUCUAUAGAAGAUUCAGCUCAUCUUGUUGAAAACUGUUAAAAUCUGAAGAGUAAUUUAUGAUGAUGGUAAUGGCUAUAUCUAUUUGUACAGUUUUAAUUAGCAUCUCAAAGCUAAAAAAUUAUUUUGUGUUGCUGGAAGAUUUUACACUUCUUGAUAGAUAUUAAAAUUAAUAUAGUUAA
Molecule: messenger RNA, 3823 nt
Organism: Leopardus geoffroyi (Geoffroy's cat)
Lineage: Eukaryota; Metazoa; Chordata; Mammalia; Carnivora; Felidae
Gene: MAK
Product: male germ cell associated kinase
Exons: 17
Coding region: 445-2415 (656 amino acids)
Biological process (GO): intraciliary transport; cilium assembly; intracellular signal transduction
Cellular component (GO): cilium; cytoplasm; nucleus
Molecular function (GO): ATP binding; protein serine/threonine kinase activity
Source: RefSeq, a predicted model, not a curated record